AUGACGACCUCGACCUCCCGUAUUAAAAUCAGGUCGAAGCUCAAAACGAAAGAAAAACUGGCUCGGUCCGCCCGCCGAAGCGCUUCCGAGGCCGGUCCCAGCCACAGCGCCCCCAGGAACGCCGACAGGAACGCCGACAGGAACGCCGACACUGCCACACACUCAGCUGCCGACGAUAACACUCGCGCGAACGCAAGCAGCACCACCGACACCAACCAUGCGCCUGCGCCCGAGCGCUACCCGAACGCUGCGUCCGACUUCGCGAGGAUCCUCGAGCUCGCUGCGCGCACCUCGGACACGGCCGCCUGCGUCGAGAUCUUCCUGCGCACCUGCGCUAUGGCCGUCCGGGCCUGGUCAAGCUGGACUUCGUCGCGCAAGGCCAAGAGGGCAGCCGCGGAGGCCGAGAAGAGCAAGAACGAGCGCACGGCCGAGUCUGAUGGCCAGCGCGACGCCGCGGGAUCUAGCAAGGAAGCCGAGCGCCCGACCGAGCAGCCCCAGGACGACGACGAGCGUACCGACGCAGCGCCCAAGCCCAGCAGCAGCGAGGCGGCCACCCAGGAGGCCGAGGCCAAGCCCAAAGACGCUGCCGAGACCGCCGCGUCUAUCCCGGACGACCCCGGGGUCAAGAGCGAGCACGACGACGAGGACAGCGGUCCGGCGGAUACCGAGCAGCAGCACCCCUCGCAGGCUUCUACGUACUCGGCCUCGGCCGUUGCCCUUGUCUCCAACAUCGAGCCCGCCGCGGCCUAG
Molecule: messenger RNA, 750 nt
Organism: Pseudozyma flocculosa PF-1
Lineage: Eukaryota; Fungi; Basidiomycota; Ustilaginomycetes; Ustilaginales; Ustilaginaceae
Exons: 2
Coding region: 1-750 (249 amino acids)
Source: RefSeq, a predicted model, not a curated record